AUCAUGCUUCACAGUGGGUCAGCUGAUGCUGGAUGUGUGGUGUCGAGUGAUGUGUGUAAUGGGAGCUGUACCAAAAAGGAAGUGUCUGUGACCUCGACUGCCAUCUCAAUGACAGUGGGGAUCAUUUCCAACACUCUGGCCCUCUUCAUCUUGAUCAAAGCCUACCACAGAUUUAGAUUCAAGUCUAAAGCAGCCUUUCUCCUGUUUGCCAGUGGUCUGGUGGUGACUGACUUCUUGGGACACCUAAUCAAUGGCUCUCUGGCGCUCUACGUUUAUGCCUCACAGAAAGACUGGGAAACAUUCGACCCUCACAAGUCUCUGUGUGACUUUUUUGGAGUUUGUAUGGUUUUCUUCGGCUUGACCCCUCUGCUGCUUGGGAGCUUGAUGGCGGUGGAGCGCUGUAUCGGAGUGACCCAUCCUCUCUUUCACACCACGGCACUGGGGUCCCAUCACGUCAAGAGGCUGUUGGGUUUGACAUGGCUGCUGGGUCUGCUGGUGGCCCUGCUGCCCCUCCUGCUUCAGCGGUCCUACCAGGUGCAGCAUUCGCGAAGCUGGUGCUUCUUCAGGCUGCAGGGGCUGCGUGACUGGGUGGACAUGCUUCUGCCGAUACUGUUCUGUAUGCUGGGUUUGCUGUCUCUCGUCGUCUCGCUGGUGUGCAAUACUGUGACUUUUCUCACUCUCCUGCGGAGCAGGGUACAACUUGACCGAGAUUAUCAUCGCCAUAGCCGUAACACAUCACACCAUUCUGAAAUGGUCUGCCAGCUUUUGGCAAUCAUGCUGGUUUCCUGUGUGUGCUGGGGGCCAAUUUUGAUAACAGGCAUCAUCUUCAGCCUACAGGAUCACGGUGAGGAUCAGACAUCAUACACUCAUAUGCUGCUGGUUGUGCGCAUGGCCACAUGGAACCAGAUCCUCGAUCCAUGGGUGUACAUUCUGCUGCGCAAAGCUGUUCUGAAGAGACUGUUUCAGGUGGCGUUGAGACUUUGCAGUCCUCACUUGACAUUUCGGUUCCAGUGGCAGGGCAGCACUCUGGGGAGCUCCAGGAUGGAGGCCAGCAGCUCAGUGAUCAGCAGACCAGACUUCAUCUGCCUGCAGGGACCUUUCCUACCAGACACUGCCAUCCAAUCAUGCAGCUCACCUCCCCUGACGGCAGAUGAGAGACCUCCAUUCACAGAUAUUUAAUCAUGACUGUUUCAGAGAGCCAUGCGAUGUCUCUCAUAGAGGGAAUC
Molecule: messenger RNA, 1226 nt
Organism: Cyprinus carpio (common carp)
Lineage: Eukaryota; Metazoa; Chordata; Actinopteri; Cypriniformes; Cyprinidae
Gene: ptgfr
Product: prostaglandin F receptor (FP)
Biological process (GO): positive regulation of cytosolic calcium ion concentration; inflammatory response; adenylate cyclase-activating G protein-coupled receptor signaling pathway
Cellular component (GO): plasma membrane
Molecular function (GO): thromboxane receptor activity; prostaglandin F receptor activity
Source: RefSeq, a predicted model, not a curated record